Molecule: messenger RNA, 1226 nt
Organism: Spodoptera frugiperda (fall armyworm)
Lineage: Eukaryota; Metazoa; Arthropoda; Insecta; Lepidoptera; Noctuidae
Exons: 5
Coding region: 262-750 (162 amino acids)
Biological process (GO): regulation of synaptic transmission, cholinergic; positive regulation of voltage-gated potassium channel activity; sleep
Source: RefSeq, a predicted model, not a curated record
CGUCUCCAGUCGAUAGGAAUAGAAUGAGUUUACACGACGCGUUUCGCCGCCUAAAAAUAAUACGAUCAAUUUAAUUUUAUACGAAAACUGCAAUUAUUUACUCGCAAAUAUUACUUUUGUAACCUAAAUCCCUGUGAAGUAUAAAACAUGGCACUAAAUAGUUAUAUUAACAGUGUUAUUUGAGCAAUUUUAGCUCUUGUGUCGUCUAUUAUUGAUUAUUUCAGUAUUUUGAGUCCGCAGGAUUGGAACUAUUAUUUGAAGAUGUUGAAGUAUUCAGCUAACCGUUACUACAGCUGUCUGGCAGCCAUCUUUGUUGUCAUAAGCUGGUCGGCUACCGUGCAAGCCAUAGACUGCUUCAAAUGCGUGUCCAUGAACGGUCGGUUUCCUGCGUGCGAUGACCCUUUCCACAACAACCAUAGUCUUCAGAUGCUGGAGUCUCCCUGCAUGGGCGGCAGAAAGGGGAGAGACGGACUGUUUCCUGCCACUUCAUGCAUCAAGAUCGCAGGGGUUUUUGAUGACACAGGAGAGACGAUAACGGUCCGAGGCUGUGGUCUGGACUCCGGUACAGCGACCACAGAUACGGAGAUUAUCAGAAUGUCGCACUGCGGCAGAUUCUAUUAUGACGAGAGAUAUGUUCACGGUUGCCUGCAGAGCUGCAACGAUGCUGAUGCUUGCAACAAUUCCCACAAACUACAAAAUAACCUCCCAGCCUUACUUCUAAUGACCGCAUUCAUUAUAUACACCAGCUAACAGAUAUAAACAAAUAAUGUACCUUAUGUAAUAUAUCCUAACAUAUAAAACGCUAUGUAGUUUAUAGUUUAUACAUAUGUAUGUAUGUUGACGGUGUUCCACAUUGGGCACCUGUUUAAAUGGCACCUAAGCUAAUGGCACCGACCCGUGCGUGCGGCGCGUCGCGUUCCGCGCGCGCCUCAAAGAGCCAUCAGACCACCACAGAUGGGACCCAGUAGGGCUGAUGCCUGAUCCGGAGCUGCGGACUACCUAGCGAGUUUACCGGGGUUCCGGCUCGAAAAGCAGGAGUAGGAACGGGGUGGUUUUUACUCAGUAAGAGUCUGACACUCCCUCCCGCCUCACCCAAGGCGGGAGAAGUCAUUGGAUGAUUUUCCACCAUCAAAAAAAAAAGCUAAUGGCACCGGCGAUGUUCCACUUACUGCACCCAUAGGUAUUUUUCGUGGGUGCCAUUUGUGGAAUAAUUUUUAAUAUUAUUC